AUGGCUCCCGAACACAUAACCAACCGGUGGAAGCCACGAGGCCGAACCAAGCUGGUCGAAUGCACCGCUCCCCACAUAGCACACAGGCGCCAGCUCCAACACAGGUCUGCUUUAUGGCCACAGCCCCACCGGCACAACAGCCAGCCAAGAAUCUGUCCUCUGCAUGGCGAAAUACCGAGGCGCAAGCAGAGGGGCACCGACCAGGCAAAGCAUCUAACGGAACUGCCUACUCCCAUUAUGACGGCCCAUCAGGGACUAGAGCCACUGGGGGGGGCAAUCCCUAAUCACCACCCACAACCUGCGAAACAACAACGGAAACAUGCAGCUCCACGGAGCCCCAUUACGGGGAAGGACUCAGCACCAGAAAAGAGGCAAGUCCGUGGACCAGUGGUAAAGGCUCUCAGAAGGUCCCCGAGCAGGAGGGGUACCUCACCCGGACUGCGCUGUGAAGUUCAAGAGGAGGCAUUGGAUAUCAGGGCAAAGCUGAGGAGGCUCACCGUCAUCCUUUCCAGGCAUGCCAACAAGACCUCCAGAGUGGGCAUUGGCUGA
Molecule: messenger RNA, 549 nt
Organism: Pelobates cultripes (western spadefoot toad)
Lineage: Eukaryota; Metazoa; Chordata; Amphibia; Anura; Pelobatidae
Source: the annotation of a GenBank genome assembly